Messenger RNA from Necator americanus (New World hookworm), 297 nucleotides. RefSeq lists its product as uncharacterized. The record is from RefSeq and is a predicted model, not a curated record. NCBI's taxonomy places the organism in Eukaryota, Metazoa, Nematoda, Chromadorea, Rhabditida, Ancylostomatidae. The transcript has a single exon. Bases 1 to 297 code for a protein of 98 amino acids.
AUGAAGAGCAUUACGCGGAAGUCAAUGUGGUGUAUGGGGAUGACACACGGAAGAUAUCAACAUCUUGCACCGCCAUCGAAAGUGGCUACAGAAAAUCGUCCUCAUUUCUUUGGUCGUUUACUGAAGAGGUCAGAACAUCGCCUUGUUCAACGAGUUCUGAGGAGUUUGUCGGGUUCGAGCUGGGAGAAGCCAUCUGGCCGAAAACGGAAGUUCUGGACUGAGGUGGUGAAAGAGGACCUGGGAACAAUCGGCGUGGAUAAGCAGUUCAGGCGAGACGUAAGAUUUCGCAGAAUAUAG